CGAACCUCAGGUCAACUGGAAUUUAAUGAUAUAUGGAUCUUGGCCCAUUAAGAGAAUCUCCAGGAGAAUCUCCGAAUCAACAUUGAGGGUUGUUGGUUUGUUAAAAUAGUGGGAAAUAAUUAAUUAAAAGGCCUAAUUAAUUAUUUAACAUGAUAGAUAACCUAGUUUGCAAUUUCAUUCUGUAGAUGGCAUCAAAUAACACGUACAGUCAUUCCAUCAACCUGCGCUAUAUCCUCGAGAGCCAAAAACUCUCCGGGGAAAACUUUCUUGACUGGGAGAAGAACCUUCGAAUCGUUCUUGACUGUGAGAGGACACUCUACAUCCUCGAAACAGAUCCUCCCAAGACCCCUGCAGCUAAUGCUCGUGCGUCCGAACUCACUUCCUUCAAGAAGUAUGAGGACGACGCGCGAGAUGUUAAGUGUAUCAUUAUGGACAGUAUGACCGCAGAACUCCAGAGGCUCCAAGCGGACAUGGAAGUGCAUCCUAUGAUACAACGCUUGAGAGACCUUUACCAGGGUCAACCCCAAAACUCAGAUAUUUACGUUAUUGAAGUCAACAUGUCUGAUUUCACCUCUUGGGUGAUGGAUACCGGAUGUGGUUCUCACAUCUGCACUUCUAUGCAGAAUCUGCAUGAAGUUAGACAUUUGACUGAGGGAGAAGUCCAGCUUAAGGUCGGAAAUGGAUCACUUGUCAAUUCGCUGGCUGUACGAACUUAUGUUCUCUCUCUCCCUAGUGGCUUGUUGUUGCAUUUAAACAAUUGCUUAUUUGUACCUGCCAUUAGCAGGAAUAUCAUUUCUGUGUCCUGUCUUGACAAAGCAGGAUUUUCUAUUAACGUCAAAGACAAGUGCCUUUUGGUUUUCAGAAAUUAUAUUUACUAUGUAACUGCUAAGAUGACCAAUGGUCUUUAUAUCUUAGACUUAGAUGCCACUGUUUAUAACGUAGAUGUUAAGAGAAGCAAACCAAACAGUUUGAAUCUCACAUACCUUUGGCAUUGUCGUUUGGGCCACAUUAAUGAGAAACGCAUAUCUAAGUUACGUCACUCUGGCGUACUUGAUUCAUUUGACCUCGAGUCUUAUGAUGUAUGCCAAUCUUGUUUACUCGGUAAAAUGACAAAGGCUCCAUUCACUGGUCACGGUGAAAGGGCGAGUGAUGUAUUAGGCCUCAUACACUCUGAUGUAUGUGACCCAAUCAACACUGAAGCCAGAGGUGGUUUCUCAUACUUCGUAACAUUUACUGGCGACCUUAUCGAUUCGAAAUGUGACAGGUGUAAAUUUGUGGGAUACCCUAAGGAAACGAAAGGGUAUGAGUUUUAUCAUCCGACCGAUAACAAAAUCUUUGUUGCUCGGAACGGAACCUUCCUUGAGAAGGAGUUUCUCUCUGCUAUUUCUAGUGGGAGAAAGGUAGACCUCGAAGAAAUUCGAGAACCACAAGAAGAGAUCUCAAUAUUAGUGGAACCCGAGCGUCAAGAUUUAGUAUCUCGACCGGCUCAGGUUUUACCACGUAGGUUAGACCGGAUGCGUAAUCCUCCGGUUAGAUACGGUUUCCUUGUAUCUGAUGAAGGUGACGUCUUGCUGGUAGACCAAGGCGAACCUGAGACCUACCUCGAGGCAAUCACGUGCCCCGAAUCCGAACAAUGGCUUAAUGCCAUGAAAUCCGAAAUGGAGUCUAUGUACACAAACCAAGUUGCUUCUUCCACUGCGUGGUUCCGCCAAAGCACCUUGACCAAGGGAACUGUCUUGUUCCUUUACUUCGCGUGCCAAGAUCUGUACGGGUUCUUCUUCAUAGGUAUGACUCUCAUCGAGGGUGACUGCUCCCUCAGGGUGCAUGGUGUACACGGUUUCGUGAGCUUCCCGUAGCAGCCGUUCUCUCACUUCACCGUUCGGUACCACCAAGCGAUCCUUAAAGAGUAGCCUUCCAUCGUCAUCAAUGGUUAAGUCUUGUCUCUCCCCCUUGGAGACAAGCUCCUGAGUCUUCACACAAAAGUCAUCCGUAGUCUGGGCUGUUCGGAUCUCACUUUCCAAUGUCGGCUGAAGUCGUAACU
This is a messenger RNA of Cuscuta campestris, 2041 nucleotides long. The record is from the annotation of a GenBank genome assembly. NCBI's taxonomy places the organism in Eukaryota, Viridiplantae, Streptophyta, Magnoliopsida, Solanales, Convolvulaceae.